UAGACGUGUCGGUGUGCUCCGGGUCUGAGCCCCGCUCCUCUCCGCGUGUCAUACCCGCACUCAGCACCUCUCAGCCCGGACAACACAACAGACUCGUCCCGGUCCGGCUCCUGCUCUCAGUCCGGAGUUAAAGACCUAACUUCCGGCAGCAGCAGCUCCUGACACACCGGGCUGCGGACCACGGACGGAGGGGAUGCAGCUCGACCACGACACCUGCGAUCUAAACUAAGUCCAGAGAGUUUUGUUCGGACGGGGUGAGUCAGGAUGGAAGUCUCCACCGGCCGAGCUCCGGGCCAGGUGCCGGGGAAGAAGCAGGCGGUGAAGCGCCACCACCACAAACACAACCUGAAGCACAGGUACGAGUUCCUGGAGACGCUGGGCAAAGGGACCUACGGCAAGGUGAAGAAAGCCAAGGAGAGAUCCGGCAGACUGGUGGCCAUAAAGUCCAUCAGGAAGGAGAAGAUCAAAGAUGAGCAAGACCUGGUUCAUAUCCGCAGAGAAAUAGAGAUCAUGUCCUCGCUGUGCCACCCGCACAUCAUCACCAUAUAUGAAGUGUUUGAAAACAAGGACAAGAUAGUGAUUGUGAUGGAGUAUGCCAGCAGAGGGGACCUGUACGACUACAUCUGUGACAAGAAGCGCAUCACUGAGCGGGAGGCCAAACACUUCUUCAGACAAAUAGUAUCGGCUGUGCACUACUGUCACCAGAAUGGAAUAGUUCACCGGGACCUGAAACUGGAGAAUAUUUUACUAGAUGGCAAUGGCAAUGUUAAGAUCGCAGACUUCGGCCUGUCAAACCUUUACCAUGGAGACGAGUAUCUUCAAACUUUCUGUGGCAGUCCUCUCUAUGCCUCCCCAGAGAUUGUCAAUGGUCGGCCGUACCGUGGGCCAGAGGUGGACACUUGGUCUCUUGGUGUGUUGCUGUAUACCAUGGUUCAUGGCACCAUGCCGUUUGAUGGAAACAACCACAAGAUGUUGGUUCAGCAGAUCAGCACAGGAAACUACCGGAAACCCAUUAAGCCCUCAGAUGCAUGUGGGCUUAUCCGUUGGAUGCUGAUGGUGAAUCCUGAGCGCAGAGCCACAAUAGAGGAGAUUGCCGGACACUGGUGGCUCAACUGGGGCUACCAGCAGCCUUUACUGGUAGAGACGAAGGACAGCACAGCAGAGCAGACCUCCUCUGCAGUCUCUCCAUCCACAUCACACCCUGCAGGGCUGGCCGGCGUCGCUAGUUGGCUGCGUCGCACAUCCAGGCCUCUGCUCGAGAACGGCUCCAAGAUGCGCUGCCUGCUCCGCUCGCAGGCCGGUGGAGGAGGGGACCUGGUGCGGCAGCGCUCCCUGCGAAGGUCGCGAAAGGAAAACAACAUCUCCCAGACCGUUCAGGAAGGCGGCGCAGACAGUCGUCCCUCAAAGGGAAUUCUAAAGAGACGCAACAGUGUGAAACAGAAAGCGAUGAGCGAAACCCCAGUCACGGGUCCAGUGGAGCCGCCAAAUAUUUUGGGCUUGUCCCCACCACCUACUGCCCCUUCAGCUGAGUUAAUGCCACGCAAAGGUAUCCUGAAAAAGCCCACCGAGCAAGAGUCAGGAUACUACUCGUCCUCUCCUGAGAACAGUGACUCUGGCUUGGUACCAAAAACCAAACAGUGCCCUUCAGCGCCAACCUACAAGAAGGGCAUCCUCAAGCGAAAUGGAAAGUUCUCCACAGGCGGGCUGCAGGAGUUUGGCUCUCUGGACCAGCUGGCAGCCUCCUUACCGCAUGGGGGCGGCAGAUCGAGACCAAGUGGGGCCAUCAGCGAGGACAGCAUCCUGUCCUCAGAGUCCUUUGACCAGCUGGACCUGCCGGACCGGGUGGGAGCGUCCACACAGAUGGACAAACCAGCCAAGGCCAGCAUGAGAGGGAGCGUGUCCGCGGACAACCUGCUGGAUAUCCAGGAGGAGGGGAUUCCUGGGGAUGGGCUGCGGAGGCCGUGGACCUGCUACUAUGAGCCCGGAGUGGCCGACAGCGCCUUCUCCAUCACUGACUGCGAUAAUGUGACGGAGGAAUACAAACAGGCCAUGGUUACACGAGGCUCCGCAGCAAGCUGAAGACCCACCAUUAGCAAAGGACGCUGACUUAAGAAUUGUCUUUUCGUUCAGUAUUUUUAUUACAUGACUCAACUACUGAAGACAUGGCAGCCAAAGUCCAACAUGCGAAACUACCACUGCGUUAAAUCGCUUUUUGGCUGACUUGAGGAAUUGCACAGUACCAAAAAUGGAGGAGGCUUCUCGUUAAACACCAGAUUGUAUUUAAGAUGGUGGGUGUUAAAUGAUGCUUUUGAAAAUAACCAGAUGGAUCAGUAUUUUUUAACAAAACUGACAGUUGUAAAGAAAAAGGUCCAUUUCAAAGAUUCUCAGGAGAAUGAGAGACAAUUCGCAUUGAAACCAAAACACUGGUCUGAGUUUUCAGAACUUGUACUAAGUAAAUUAGAAAACUGUCUUUGGACAGAGUCACUGUAGAACUUGGGUUUAAUAUCGCUUUUAUUGCUUAGACGGCAUAAUACUUAGUCUGUGUCGAUUCAGUGUCAACAGGUCAUUUUGACGACCUUCUUACGGUUUUAUCGCUCUUUUGGAUUCUAAAUUUCUGGUCAGUGAUCACAUGUCAACUUUAUGUUUCUCUAGGAUCACAGGUUGAAUGUUAGGACAGCUUCAUGCACUAUGUACAACAGAUUUCACUAAGUUUAAAAUUACAUUUCAUGGAAACCAAAGAAUUCAUGUUAUUAUAUCGUUUUGUUCGUCUUUAUUUAAAGUUGUGGAAAAAAGUGCCAAGUGGAGGUUUGUUUGUGUGGUGCAGCUCUGAGGUUUUUUUUAAUCUGCUUUUUUAAAUAAUUUGUUUGGAUAAUGACUUGAAUAAUUAUCAUGGCACAAUUGAGUCACGACAAGUGUAACCAGCAGAACCUGCUUUUAGCUCCCAAGCCUGUGAUUUUAUUAUGUGCACAGGUGGCCUCUGGCUCUGUGUGUACGUGUGUGUGUGUGUGUGUGUGUGUACGUGCAGUUGGCAGUUUUCACAUGAGAGGUGGGGCAGAUUAAGAUGAAUUCCAUGGGCAGAGGUUGGAAUUUGAAAAACAGCAACUUGCAUUUGAAAGUAAAUCGUGAACCACAGGAAAUUGGUGCACGCUGUGUGCAGUGGGGCGAUGACAAAAUGUGUCACCUUUCAACUGAGCUCUGAGGAUCAGUGUAGCUUGGGUAAAAUUGGACUUAGUGUAUUCAUGUGAUAGCCACCGUGGGAGGUUCAGUCUUUCAGAGACGGAUUAAAAGUUAAUUUUGCUGCAUCCUGAUGUCUCAAACCUUUACAACCUAGAUUUCAAAUUCUAAAUCAUGCAGACUGAUGAUUAACAUUGUUUGACAAGAUUGUGUAAUUCAUGUUUUACAGUCUUCUGGUUCCUGCUUUCUGAAAUACCCCCUGGUGGUCAGAGAUGGGUACAUCAGUAUUCUGCUGUUGCGUCUGAACUUUUAUCUAAAUAUAAUUAAUACCGUCGAGACCUGAUAACCAUACAAUUCAUUUAUCAGCUGUCAUUUGAGUAUGAAGAUAACAGGAGUUGCCCAACAGACCUUGUUACAAAGUCAUCAGUUUAAAGUACUUAAGCACAAGUCACAGAGGAAGUGCCUAAUCCCAACUGGACUCUGGAGGAUUGUAUGAGGAAGGAGUUUUUCGUAUUAUCACUGGAAACUGGUUUAUUUAAAAGUGAAGUGUGACACAGGGAAAGCAUGGAGUCAUAUAUGUAUAAUUUAAUGUGCAUCUGGCUCUGCUUGUAUUUUUUUUUUCUUGACUGCAACAAACACCUUGUUUGCCAAAGUGAACUGGCUUUUCAUUUCUAAGAGCAUGUGAUCUGCCAUGUUAUUGUGCCCGGGAUGAGGAAAUCAAUAAAAAUAAAAAAGACAGAACUCUA
Limanda limanda (common dab) is the source of this 3920-nucleotide messenger RNA. It is a transcript of the gene nuak2, whose product is annotated as NUAK family, SNF1-like kinase, 2. The coding region runs from base 265 to 2079 and encodes 604 amino acids. Gene Ontology annotation, molecular function: tau-protein kinase activity; protein serine/threonine kinase activity; ATP binding. The record is from RefSeq and is a predicted model, not a curated record. Gene Ontology annotation, biological process: microtubule cytoskeleton organization; protein phosphorylation; intracellular signal transduction. NCBI's taxonomy places the organism in Eukaryota, Metazoa, Chordata, Actinopteri, Pleuronectiformes, Pleuronectidae. The transcript is spliced from 6 exons. Gene Ontology annotation, cellular component: cytoplasm.